Molecule: messenger RNA, 291 nt
Organism: Geodia barretti
Lineage: Eukaryota; Metazoa; Porifera; Demospongiae; Tetractinellida; Geodiidae
Source: the annotation of a GenBank genome assembly
AUGGUGUCCCAGUACCUGGGCGACAGAAGCGUGGGAAUUUACCUGGUGGAACACAGCCGCAGCUAUGAUCCGGAUGCGGCACGGGCCGUGGCGAUGUACAAAGAGGGCCUGCAGCUCAACCUCGGGGACUGCUCCGAGUCCCUCGCGAUCGACACCAACGACCGCGACAACUGGCCGGACAUGAUUGACUGGCUGCACGGCAAGCUUGCCGAAUUCCGGCGCGUGAUCGAGCGAUACUCCACCGGGGCGGUGGACGAGAUCGCGGAGUACGAGCCGGCAGAGAUCGAGUAG